Molecule: messenger RNA, 618 nt
Organism: Morus notabilis
Lineage: Eukaryota; Viridiplantae; Streptophyta; Magnoliopsida; Rosales; Moraceae
Exons: 2
Coding region: 1-618 (205 amino acids)
Source: RefSeq, a predicted model, not a curated record
AUGGAUGCCAUGUAUGCCGUUUUCCAAGGGAUGGCCACUCGUACUCAGAAUGAGCGACCGACUGAGGAUAGAAAGCAAAGUUAUUUCCGUGAAUUUAGACGUGGACAUAUCCCUACAUUCAACAGUGAGGGUGGACCCCAGGAGGCUGAAUAUUGGUUCGAUUCCAUAGUGAAACAUUUAAACACUAUGAGAGUGCCGGAGGAAUACUGGGUAGAAUUUGUAGUGUAUAAGCUGGAAGGACAAACGAGUACUUGGUCGAAGCAGGGCGAUAUGUCAGUGAGAGAAUACGAGUCUAAAUUUAAUUAUUUAUCCCGGUUUAUGCCAUCUUUGGUGGAUUCUGAACACUUAAAAAGCCUUAAAUUUGAUAAGGGUCUUAAGAACUCGGUAAGGAGGCCAUUGGUGGCUUUAAGGAUUCAAAAUUUUUUAGAACUAGUGGCUGUUGCUACAAGCGUGGAGCAGGAUAACUUUGCUUAUCAUCAAAGUAGGGAAGCAACUGGUCAAGCUUCUGUUUCUGGUAGACCUUCUGCUUUAGGUGGGCCACAACGGAGUGAUAGAAGGAACCGCAAUCAGGGACAUAUUAGUGGAGAGAUGGCCAAUGCUGGCAGUAGUUCAUCUUGA